This is a messenger RNA of Cercopithifilaria johnstoni, 297 nucleotides long. NCBI's taxonomy places the organism in Eukaryota, Metazoa, Nematoda, Chromadorea, Rhabditida, Onchocercidae. The record is from the annotation of a GenBank genome assembly.
AUGGAGAAAUCAAAAGAUACAGCAUUGGUUGGACAACGCCUAUUUGUGCUCAAGAAAUGGAAUGCAUUGGCGAUGUGGACUUGGGAUGUGGAAUGUGACAUUUGUGCGAUAUGUCGAGUCCAAUUAAUGGAUUCUUGUUUACGAUGCCAAUCAGAAAAUAAACAAGAUGAUUGUGUUGUAGUAUGGGGCGAAUGCAAUCAUUCGUUUCACAAUUGCUGUAUGGCUUUAUGGGUAAAGCAGAACAAUCGUUGCCCUCUCUGUCAGCAGGAUUGGCAAGUGCAAAGAACGGGUCACUGA